AUGUCCUCCGUCGCCGGUGCACAGGCUACUAGGAGCCUCCAGGAUGAAGACUUGGUUCCAAUCAUGGUGAAAGGAAAGGGCCUCGACCCCCCAUCUACUAUCAAUCCUGGUGUGGUUUGCUUUGCGCCAGCGAAAUACCUCUUUGAAGGUGCGCCAGAACUGAGGAACUACAUCCACGAUCAGGCCAUCGUAAUUCCCUCCACUGGUCUCGAUGAAGACAUGCUUCGAAACGUUGUCUGCUCUCUGGUAAAUGCUAGGAUGAACAACACGACUCCCGAUAUCCAGCUCGAAGAUAACCCCUUGUCCUAUAUCCAUCUACAUGUCAUACUGACUCAUUUCGGCAUGCGGGAAGAUGCUGAUCGCCUGCUUGCUGGUAUGUGGUCUCUGUACGAGAGGGUCGAAUUGCUGGCGGAGCAAGUAUGGUGGAUCUGGAUUACAUUUGGAAGCAGGCCCGAAACCUCUGGAUCUCGGUAUCGCCCGCUCUACGCAGAAGCUUAUGUGCAGAUAAUGGCAUGGCAGCUGGUCCAUUCACAAUCCCUCGGGAGGAUGAGUGACGACGUACGGCAGCUGGUGUACGGUUCACGAUUUGGAUGGUUCCCGGAGAUACGACAGGUGGUAGAAGCUCGUGAGAGGCUCUUUGGCACGGCGCAAGGUUUCGAAAUCAGGAUGCCUAGUAACGAGCAGGAGGCUUCGAUGGCGACGCAAUCUCACACAGAAACGGGGUCUGAUGCAAUGCCUGUCAAUACUCCGGACACUUCUGUAACCUCUGAUGGAAAUUCAUCCCCUGCGCUCCAGGUCCCGCAGGCAGAUGGCUCACAGGCGGGAAUCCCCUUCAUCUUCCAAGCUGGUGGAAGUCUAGGUUCUCGCGUGAUCGCGCAACCGGGCAACAAGCGCCGCCGACGACACGCCCAGUAG
Molecule: messenger RNA, 915 nt
Organism: Aaosphaeria arxii CBS 175.79
Lineage: Eukaryota; Fungi; Ascomycota; Dothideomycetes; Pleosporales
Exons: 2
Coding region: 1-915 (304 amino acids)
Source: RefSeq, a predicted model, not a curated record